Molecule: messenger RNA, 1026 nt
Organism: Aspergillus steynii IBT 23096
Lineage: Eukaryota; Fungi; Ascomycota; Eurotiomycetes; Eurotiales; Aspergillaceae
Product: 4-hydroxybenzoate octaprenyltransferase
Exons: 1
Coding region: 1-1026 (341 amino acids)
Biological process (GO): ubiquinone biosynthetic process
Cellular component (GO): mitochondrial inner membrane
Molecular function (GO): 4-hydroxybenzoate polyprenyltransferase activity
Source: RefSeq, a predicted model, not a curated record
AUGCCAACCUCGUCCAAGCAGACCAGUCGUGGCGCGGCACCCAAACACAACGCCAGCCAUGCUCCUGUUCCUACAAACGGUGAUCUUCCUUUCACCCUUACGAACCCCGCCAGCUGGGUUCCCUACGUCCAAUUGAUGCGUCUCGACCGACCAGCCGGCUUCAUUGGAUUCUACAUGCCCUCACUGCUAGGCCUCGUCUACGCAGCCAGUCUCGGCGGGUCGCAGGUCGAGCCGAUGCAACUGGUCCAAGGAGGCAUCUUCUUUUUGAUAGCCAACAUCUUCAUCCGCGGUGCCGCCUGCACCUGGAACGACAACAUCGACCAGGACUACGACCGCCAGGUCGACCGGUGUCGCCAGCGCCCCAUCGCCCGGCGCGCCGUGUCGACCACACAGGGCCAUAUAUUCUUAGCCGCGCAGCUAGCCGUGCUCGCUGUCCUCUUCCGUCCACUCCCCUGGCCCUGCGCCCCCUUCGCCACCGCCAUGGGCGCCUUCUAUGCCCUGUAUCCCUUCUGCAAGCGCUUCACCAACUACCCGCAGGCCAUCCUCGGUGUACCCCUCGCUCUGGCUAUCCUCGUCUCCGCGUACUCUCUCGAUACACACACGUCCUUCUUCGAUGAACAAAACACCCCCGCUACCUUGGCCCUUUGCGCGGCGGAGAUCCUCUGGACCAUGAUCUACGAUACGAUCUAUGCGCACCAGGAUCUGCAGGACGACGUGCGAGCAGGUGUCAAGUCCAUGGCUGUUCGCUUCCGCCACUCCACAAAGCCGCUGUGCUCCGUCCUCGCUGUCUUGCAGCUCGCGAUACUGGCUUUGGCUGGUGUGUAUACUGAUAUGCCGGCCAGUUAUUUUCUCGUGGGCGUGGGAGGUACUGCUGUCGCGCUGGUUGUGAUGAUUGCUGCCGUCGAUCUGAUGGUGCCGGCUAGUUGUGCACGGUGGUUCAAGUUGGGGUUCUGCUUUGUGGGUGGGUGCAUGAAUGGAGGAUUCUUGGUGGCUUAUUUCGAACGAUGGUUGUCUAUUCGGUCGUAA